UCCUGGGGAAAAGCAGCUUCAAGGCCUCCCCAAAGCUCACCGAGCGUAUCGCUGCCCAGCUCGUCAAACCCAUCAUGUUUAACUACGUUGGUGGGCACGUCAGUGACAUCCGCACCUCUGCUGAGAUCCCUGACAUUAUUGUCAACAUCGUGAGAGGGAUCCUGGAUUUGUUCCAAGUCACUGUGAAGACAACACAGAAGAUCUAUGAGCUUGAAGAGGCUAGCAUCCAUGGCAUGUGUCAGAGUCACUAUGCAACUGAACAAGAUGUGAACACAAAGGACAUGCACAUCACUCAGGUUGUGGAUGUCAGUAACUGCAAGGAGAAAGCGGCCAUCUUCAGCGGAAUGGCUACCGCUGUGCUCGACCAAGACUCCAAACAGAGAGGGGAGUCUGUCAUUACCACCUUGAGAUACCUUUACACAGUCCAACCCACAGCAGAGGGAGGUCUCAUUACCAGGGCUCAUGGCCUGGAGCAACAACAGUUCACUCCCUUCAACGUGAAAGGUGGCAGUUUCAAAAUGCAGGCCACGAAGGAAAUGGUGCUUUUAGGCGUGACUGACACAGCGAGCGCCGUCACAUAUGGGCCAAUGGAAAGCAAGGGCAGCCUUGUUUACAAGUUUUUCAAUGCACAAGCUAAUAUCCCCAUUAUUAUGCAAAACCUGGACGACCCAGUCCCAAAGGCUAUAGAGAUGAUCAAGCAUCUGGCGGAGGCUAACCGUUACCAGGUGGACAGCGAUACAUCUCAGGACACUAUAAAGGUCUAUCAACUGCUGCGAGUGACGCCUUAUGAAGGCUUAGAACUCAUGUGGAUGGAAUUGUCUGGAAAUGAAGAGCAUAGACGUUGGUUUUUGGACAUGGUGGUUGAGGUCAGCGAUGCACGAAUCCUGAGGUUCUUGGAAACAAGGUUCCAGGCUGCAGAUAUUUCUGCAGUUGAAGCUUGGCAAACCCUUUUAAUGUCCAUGAACCAUCUGCAGGCUAUUCCUGAUCUGAUUGAGAUGGCUAAAAUGUUCCUGAACAUGCCCUUCAGUAAAUCUAAUAUCAAUCUGUGGCACACCGUGGUGCUCUCCUACGGCUCUCUGGUGUACAAGCACUGUAACUAUUACACACCCUGUCCUGUUGCUGCUGUUCAGCCGCUGCUGGACAUGGCCGUGGAAAGUCUGAGGAAGGGUGACGUUGCGGACAUGGUCCUCGCUCUGAAGGCUCUGGGUAACGCAGGUCAUCCCGGCAGCAUUAAGACCAUCAUGCGUUUCCUCCCUGGAGUGGCUGCGAACCCUGUGGAUCUGCCCCCCCGAGUGCUGAGUGCUGCCGUGCAGUCCAUGAGACUCAUAGCUGCCAGAGACCCUCAAAGUGUCCAAGACAUCACCAUGAGCCUGUUCCUGCAGAAGACCCUUGCCACAGAGAUACGCAUGCUGGCCUUCAUGAUCCUGUUUGACACCAAACCAUCACUGGCUCUGGUGUCCAUAGUGACUAUGCAUCUGCAGGAGGAAAAAGACCUCCAUGUUGUCAGUUUUGCAUACUCCUACCUGAGCAGCCUUGCCAGAUCCAGUACUCCAAACAACCAGUUCCUCUCAACAGCCUGCAACGUAGCAAGGAAAAUCCUGACCCCUAAAUGUGGUCGUCUCAGCUAUCACUACAGCAAAGCAAUGCGCAUGGACUGGUUUAAUGAUGAUUUCCUCAUUGGUACAGCCACAGAAGUCUUCAUGCUGAAAAGUGCUACAAACAUCUUACCUACUGAAAUCAUGAUGAAAGGAAAGUUUUACUUCAUUGGUAGAAUCCUGCAGCUCCUGGAGAUGGGUAUCAAUGCUCACGGACUUAAGUAUCUGUUCGGAAACUUUCAACAAAGCUUUAAAGGAGAUCUUGGUUCAGGUGACUUCCAGGCUCUUUACAGUGUGCUUCAAAACUGGGAAAUUAUGCCAAAUGACAAGCCCGUCCUUACUGCCUUUGCACGCGCUUCCGGACAAGAGUGGUUCUUUGCUGAUAUGGACAAAGAAAUGAUUCGGAACAUCAUCAAUGUUGUCAGACCGUCUGCACGCAAAGGGAGCCCUCUGUGGGCUUCCAUCGAGGAUCUGCAGAGAGGAGUGUCAUGGCAUCGCACAAAGCCAUUCUUAAUCUUUGAGGUUCGCUAUUUCCAAGCUACCACCCUGGGUCUCCCACUGGAGAUUAGCAAAUACUAUAAAACCAUCAAUGGAAUCACUGUUAAUGCCAAAGCUGCAGUAAAUCCACCACUGACCGAAAGUCUUGGAGAGCUGUUGAGUUCGGACAUUUCACUGGAGACUGAUGGUUUUAUUGGUUUCACAAAGGACUUUUGGGUUUUCUAUGGGAUCAACACAGAGCUGUUCCAGUGUGGAACUGAGUUCAAGAGCAAGACUCCAGUUGCUAUCCCGUGGAAUUUUUCUGCUAAGAUCAAUGUCAGAGAAAGGAAGUUCGAACUUGACUUCCCUUUAUGCAAAAAAGAGGUUGAACUCCUUUCAGUCAGCUCUAAUGUGUAUGCAGUCUCCAGGAACAUUGAAGAUCUAGCUUUGGCUAAAAUUACUCCAAUGAUGCCCAACGCCAUUGACUCCAAUGAUGAGCUGGUCCGGAUGGGCCCCACAAUUGUGAGGUCUGAGUAUGAACAGGUCCCAACAAGAAACAGCUGGUAUCCAAAAGCCAAAGUGUGUGCUGAGAGUAGCAUAUAUGGAGCUGGAGUGUGUGUGGAGUCUGAGUUGAGGAGAGAGUAUUAUCAUGAGGAAUACCCCCUGUACUAUUUCCUGGGAUACACCCGCAUGGCACUCAAAGUAAUCCCAGCUCAGGGAAUCAAAGCUGUUGACAAAAUCCACUUUGAGGUUAAUGCCGACCCUAGCAGACCCCCAGCGAGCACACGCCAACUGAUGGAGACGCUGAGGAGGCUUUCCAAGGAAGCCAUCCAGAGAGUACGUCUGUCCUCUGAUUCAGACUCAAGUGAAAGAGGAUCUGAUCUCAGGGCUCCUGCCCAGGCCUCUAACUCAACACCUGAAGCUGUGUACAAUAUCAAAGCCUUCGCCAUGAGCGGCAACCAGAAGCCAGAGGGGUACGACGCUGCCUUCUACUACACCCCCGAGGCAAACACCCUGAACACCCAGCUGAUUAUAUCCAAGGUCGGGGAGGACACCAACUGGAAGAUGUGCGUGGACACCUCUGUUAGUGCCCAGGUUGAGGCAAAGGCACACAUUAGAUGGGGAGUUGAAUGUCAAUCCUAUGAAAUGUCAAUGAGAGCUGCAAAAUGCAACCUGCUUGGCUCCAAACCAACUCUCAAGGCCAAAAUACACUGGACCAGGGUCCCAGGAAACAUGGCAGAGAUCGGCAAAAGAAUUGAAAGCUACGUCCCCGGCAUGGCUCUGCUUCUCGGUUUCAACCAACAAUUUAAGAGAAAUACCAAGCAGGAGGUGUCUGCAUCAGUUGUUGUCACCUCAGCAGACAGCGUGGAUGUGCAUAUUGAAUUCCCAGAGGAUACAGUCUUCCGCCAUGCUAUUCCAUUUCCACUGCCACCUGUCUGUUUUCAGGAGGUUCAACAGGACAACAGCAACACAACAAUAGACAGCUUUGGAUGGGCAUAAUAACAAGUGGGCUAUAUAAAAUCAGUCUGAUUAGACUUAAUUGGAUCUUCGUCAAAUUGUUCUGUGCUUUGAAACACUUUUGUAGCUGAGUGGGUACAACACAUGUCCAAAUUCUUCUCUACAAUGUUUAAUAAAGGCAGAAAUAAAUAAAAAAA
Messenger RNA from Trematomus bernacchii (emerald rockcod), 3727 nucleotides. It is a transcript of the gene vtg3, whose product is annotated as vitellogenin 3, phosvitinless. NCBI's taxonomy places the organism in Eukaryota, Metazoa, Chordata, Actinopteri, Perciformes, Nototheniidae. Gene Ontology annotation, molecular function: lipid carrier activity. The coding region runs from base 75 to 3572 and encodes 1165 amino acids. The transcript has 24 exons. The record is from RefSeq and is a predicted model, not a curated record. Gene Ontology annotation, biological process: lipid transport.